Messenger RNA from Dimorphilus gyrociliatus, 3023 nucleotides. The record is from the annotation of a GenBank genome assembly. Lineage: Eukaryota; Metazoa; Annelida; Polychaeta; Dinophilidae.
GAUUAUUGCUAGAUAUGUUGGCCUACCGGCUACUUCUUUUUCUCUCCUUCUCUUAUCCUUGCUUUCUCAUUCGAUAUAAUUUUAAACUUGGAUUAAGUUUUCCAUCAAGUCAGGAUAGAAAUAAUCGGUUUUCGGCCGAAGCUACAUCGGGGGCAGUUUCAAUCGCUAUUCAAGAAUGUAAAGAUAGAGAUUUCUUGAGAGAUAUUAAUUUAAGUAUUGUUUGGAAAGUUAGCAAAAAAGUUUGCGAUAGAUUCGAAGGAUCUGCAAGUAUUUAUAAACUAAUAGACGAUGAGAAUGUUGAUGUGGUAAUUGAAUCAGCCUGUUCUUGGGUCACUUUGUCUGCCGCUACUUAUUCGAGCUAUAAAAAUACAAUGCUUUAUGCCGUGUCAUCAAUUGAUCCUGAACUAUCAAAUAAAAAAAUUUAUAAUACUCUUGUCAGACCGGGUGUACCCAAUUACAGUACAAUGGGUUCGUUAAUUAUGAGUUUUCUGGACUAUUUUAAAUGGAAAACUGUGGCAAUUAUGUCAGUUGAUUAUGAUUAUUGCGGUUUAGGUCUAAGAUCUCUCGUUGAAAUGUUUAAAUCAAGGCAUCUUAAUCUUGUCGAUAAUAUUCAUAUCGGUGAAACCGAUGGAAAAGUUGAAAUUGAUAAUUAUUUGGAAAGAUUAUCCACAAGAACUAGAAUUAUAAUCCUAUGCGCAUCCGAAGAACAAAUAAGAACUAUUUUAACUAUUGCUUAUGAGAAAGAAAUGAAGUCUGAGGAAUACGUUUUUCUAUAUUACCAUAAGAUUCCUACAAACUUUACUUUUAGACCAUGGAGAAGCGAUGAAGAAAUGGACUUGUAUAGACCUCUUAUUCAAAUAACAGUAAGCUCAUUGGUUGGGGAGAAAGUUGAUAAUUUUAUAAAACAAGUUCAAAUUGAAAGUGCUAAUGCGCCAUUUUAUCAAGAUUUGUUUUUAAGGAAUAAUUGGCUACCAUCAUCCUUUAGUGUAUUUACAUACGAGACUACUAUACUUGUUUGUAGUAUACUAAACGAAACUGCAACAUUCAAUUACAGUAUUAGAGAUGUUUCCCAUGUUAUGAAUCGUUCAAAAAGUCAAAUUGUUCAAGGUCGAUUCGGUAGGAUACAAUUGGAUAAUAAUGCUGAUCGUUUACCAGAUUAUUGGGUUUGGCACUUUGACCAGGAAAAUAGAGCUUACUCUCAUUGGAUGGACAUUGAGUUUACUGGAAACCAUGAAAAUUCUGUCAAAGUAUAUUUAGUGAAUGAUAGAAAUUGGGACGUUCCUAGUGAUAUGCCUGCAUGCGGAUUUCAAGGAGAAUUAUGCAGGAAAGAUGAUACUUCUGGUUCCUUAAUCUUACCAGUUGCUUUACCAUUAUUAUUGAAUGCAUCAAGCUCAUUUACCAAAUCCGGUCUAACUUCUGGUAGUGGAGAUACUGGAAAUACUAAAAUCACUAGUGAGCAACUUUUUACAAAAGUGGGAAUUUACAAAGGACGAACAGUAGCUAUUAAAGAAGCAAUUUUAAGAAGAUCGUUUAUGGAAGAGAAGAAAUUUCUGGCUAAUCUUCGAGAGAUGAAAUACAUGUCGCAUGAGAAUAUUAAUCAAUUCGUUGGCUUUUCUUUUAACAAUGAAAUUGAUCAUAUUAUUUGGUUGUACUGUUCGAAAGGAAGUCUACAAGAUGUAUUACAAAAUGAUUCAAUAUCACUUGAUAAUAUAUUCAAAAGAUCUUUAAUAGUAGAUUUAGCUAAUGGUCUUAAUUAUAUACAUUCAUCGGCGAUUGGCGUACACGGACAUUUAAGUACUGGACAUUGUUUAAUUGAUAGUAGAUGGAUUUUAAAAAUUAGUUCAUUUGGAAUGAACGAUUACAAAUAUUAUGAAUAUACAUCAAAAAACGAAGCGGAAGUGUACAAAAUAUUUAAAUGUUUAAUUUGGCUUGCACCCGAAAUUCUAAGAACAAACUUUUUUGCCGAUUCAAAAUUUUUAAUUCCUGGAGGAAAUCAAAAAUCAGAUAUUUAUAGCUUUUCUUUAAUUAUUUAUGAGAUUAUUACUAGAAAAUUACCAUUUCUCAAUGACGGCGUACAUCCAAGAGACGUUGUAAAUAGGGUGAAAAAUGGUGAACAUCAACCAUAUAGGCCUGUUACUGAUGAUUCCGAAGAAUUGAAUGAUCAAGAUAGAGCUUUCUUAAGAUUGGCUAAAGACUGUUGGAAAGAAAAUGUGAACGAAAGACCCCUGUUGUCAGCUUUACAAAAAGAUAUAAAAAGAAUAUGCAGGGGAAGGGCUAAUAAUAUAAUGGAUGUUAUGAUUCAUAAAUUAGAAACUUAUACUAAUAAUCUAGAAGAGAUUAUAUCGAAUAGAACAACUGAACUUAUGGAAGAGAAAAGGAAAACUGACCGUCUUUUGUAUAGAAUGUUACCUUCUACCGUUGCCGAAAAAUUGAAAACUGGCGCGGAAGUUGAAGCGGAACUUUAUGAAUCUGUUACGAUAUUCUUUUCGGAUGUUGUUGGUUUUACUGUACUUUGCUCUUUAAGUACUCCCAUGCAAGUUGUGUAUUUGUUAAAUGACUUGUACACGCUAUUCGACGAUAUUUUAGAAAAAUACGACGUCUACAAGAUAGAGACAAUUGGUGACGCUUAUAUGGUUGUAUCUGGUUUGCCAAAGAGGAAUGGUAAACGUCACGCAACAGAAAUAGCGGAUGUAGCUUUGCAUUUAUUAGAUUCAGUGAAAGAGUUUAAAAUCCGCCAUAGGCCAGAAGAGCAAUUAAAAUUAAGAAUAGGCAUUCAUACAGGACCUUGUGCAGCGGGAGUUGUAGGAAUGACAAUGCCAAGAUAUUGCCUUUUUGGAGAUACUGUAAACGUGGCAAGUAGAAUGGAGAGUAGUGGAGAAGCCCUAAAAAUACAACUAAGCCAAAAGAGCAAGGACACUCUUGAUGCUACAGAAGAAUCAAAAUAUUUAUUAUCAUAUCGGGGAAAAAUCAACGUAAAGGGGAAAGGAGAGGUAACUACUUACUGGCUUAAUGGAAAGAUGUAA